AUGUUGACCUGGACAAACCAUAGGGUUACUGGGUCACUGAUGAAUGAACGCAGAAGCAAAUCAGAACGCUCUCUGCAGUCGGCGGGUGAGAGAUUUUUCUAUACUACAUUCGAAGCUUUCUUUUUAAAAGUAAAACAUGGGUUCGAGAAGGAGGCUGCUGAGAUGAACAAGAGGUCAUUCAAGUAUGCCUGGGUGCUCGACAAGCUCAAGGCUGAGCGUGAACGUGGUAUUACCAUUGAUAUUGCCUUGUGGAAAUUCGAGACCACCAAAUAUUACUGCACAGUUAUCGAUGCUCCAGGACAUCGUGACUUUAUCAAGAACAUGAUUACUGGUACUUCACAGGCCGACUGUGCUGUCCUUAUCAUUGACUCUACCACUGGUGGUUUCGAAGCUGGUAUUUCCAAGGAUGGUCAGACCCGUGAGCAUGCGUUGCUUGCCUUCACCCUUGGUGUCAAGCAAAUGAUUUGCUGCUGCAACAAGAUGGAUGCCACUACACCUAAAUACUCAAAGUCUAGGUAUGAUGAAAUUGUGAAGGAAGUGUCAUCCUACAUCAAGAAGGUCGGAUACAACCCUGACAAGAUCCCAUUUGUCCCCAUCUCUGGUUUUGAGGGUGACAACAUGAUUGAGAGGUCCACCAACCUUGAUUGGUACAAGGGCCCAACCCUCCUCGAUGCUCUUGACCAGAUUCAGGAGCCCAAGAGACCCUCAGACAAGCCUCUCCGUCUCCCACUGCAGGAUGUCUACAAGAUUGGUGGUAUUGGAACUGUCCCCGUUGGCCGUGUUGAGACUGGUGUUAUCAAGCCUGGCAUGGUUGUCACCUUCGGCCCAACUGGUUUGACAACUGAAGUCAAGUCUGUUGAGAUGCACCAUGAGGCCCUCCAGGAGGCUCUCCCUGGUGACAAUGUUGGGUUCAACGUCAAGAAUGUUGCAGUGAAGGAUCUCAAGCGUGGUUAUGUUGCCUCCAACUCCAAGGAUGACCCUGCCAAGGGUGCUGCCAGCUUCACUUCCCAGGUCAUCAUCAUGAACCACCCUGGUCAGAUCGGAAAUGGAUAUGCCCCAGUGCUCGACUGCCACACAUCCCACAUUGCUGUUAAGUUUGCUGAGCUCCAGACCAAGAUCGACAGGCGUUCUGGUAAGGAGCUGGAGAAGGAGCCCAAAUUCUUGAAGAACGGUGAUGCUGGUCUUGUUAAGAUGAUUCCCACCAAGCCCAUGGUUGUGGAGACUUUUGCGGAGUAUCCACCUCUUGGUCGUUUUGCCGUGAGGGAUAUGCGCCAGACAGUUGCAGUUGGUGUGAUCAAGAGCGUGGAUAAGAAGGAUCCAACCGGUGCAAAGGUCACCAAAGCUGCGGCUAAGAAGGGUGCCAAGUGA
Molecule: messenger RNA, 1368 nt
Organism: Fraxinus pennsylvanica
Lineage: Eukaryota; Viridiplantae; Streptophyta; Magnoliopsida; Lamiales; Oleaceae
Source: the annotation of a GenBank genome assembly